This is a messenger RNA of Choloepus didactylus (southern two-toed sloth), 2144 nucleotides long. RefSeq names its product ELL associated factor 1 (gene EAF1). The transcript has 6 exons. The coding region runs from base 202 to 1008 and encodes 268 amino acids. Gene Ontology annotation, biological process: positive regulation of DNA-templated transcription; regulation of transcription elongation by RNA polymerase II. Lineage: Eukaryota; Metazoa; Chordata; Mammalia; Pilosa; Megalonychidae. Gene Ontology annotation, cellular component: super elongation complex. The record is from RefSeq and is a predicted model, not a curated record. Gene Ontology annotation, molecular function: transcription elongation factor activity.
GUCUCGCUUCCUCAGAGUCUUCCCUAACCCCUACUCGGAGGAGUGGACUUGGUUCCGGUCACCGGUGGGAUCCGACUCGGCUGUCGGUGCGCCCCGGAACGGUGUUCAGUGAGCACCGAUUUCCCGGACGCCGGCGCCGGAAGCUCCGGCAGUUGCCGCGCCUGUAGAGCGCCAAGCCCGGCGUGUCUCCCGCACGGGGCCAUGAACGGGACUGCGAACCCGCUGCUGGACCGCGAGGAGCACUCCCUGCGGCUCGGGGAGAGCUUCGAAAAGCGACCCCGGGCAUCCUUCCAUACCAUUCGCUAUGAUUUUAAGCCAGCAUCUAUAGACACUUCCUGUGAAGGAGAGCUUCAGGUUGGCAAAGGAGAUGAAGUCACAAUUACACUGCCACAUAUCCCUGGAUCUACACCGCCAAUGACUGUGUUCAAAGGGAACAAACGACCAUAUCAGAAAGACUGUGUGCUUAUUAUUAAUCAUGAUACUGGUGAAUAUGUGCUGGAAAAACUCAGCAGCAGCAUUCAGGUCAAGAAAACAAGAGCUGAGGGGAGCAGUAAAAUCCAGGCCCGAAUGGAACAGCAGUCCACUCGUCCCCCACAGUCAUCGCAGCCGCCACCACCUCCACCACCCAUUCCUUUCAGAGCUCCAACGAAGCCUCCAGUUGGAUCCAAAACUUCUCCCUUGAAAGAUAACCCCUCACCUGAACCUCAGCUGGAUGACAUCAAAAGAGAGUUGAGGGCCGAAGUUGAUCUUAUUGAGCAGAUGAGCAGCAGCAGUGGGAGCAGCUCCUCAGACUCUGAGAGCUCCUCAGGCAGCGAUGACGACAGCUCCAGCAGUGGAGGCGAGGACAAUGCCCCAGCCUCUCCUCCACAGCCUUCACACCAGCAGCCCUACAACAGCAGGCCCACCGUCGCCAAUGGAACCAGCCGGCCACAAGGAAGCACCCAGCUUAUGAACACCCUCAGAAAUGACUUGCAAUUGAGUGAGUCUGGCAGUGACAGUGAUGACUAGAGCCGGAUCUUUCAAAAUCUACUUUUUGGUGCACAAAUUUGCUGCAAGACUGGGGCUGCUUUAGCAUGGAGUCCUUCAUCAAGAGGAAUAUGUUGUGGAUCAGGGACUGCAGUAGGAGUUUGAGGCUCUGGAGCUGUGAUAUUCAAAUCUUUAACUUGGAGGUGAUAGGUGGUUUUCUCAUGUUUUUUUGAACAAUCUCAUAUUUCAAAGUUUUAAGUAGAUCUGUAGAAGAUCUAACAGAAUUAUAGUCCUAUCUAAUUAACAUUGUUAAUGAAAAAUAGACAAAUGUGCACUGGUCUAGGUUACUCAAAGGCCAUGUCUUCACCAAGCUAGUGAUUCAGUUUUAAGCUGUUUGGUCAAGUGGGUCUGUACGAGUGAAAUGAAACAAUCUUUGAGGGGUAGAAGAAGAAGGAAAACCUUAAACUAUAGCACAGAAAAAUGUUUAAACCACUUUAAACUGUUGGUGCAAAGUGGUAGGAAAGUUUUAUCUGACCCUGCCUGACAAGCCCGGAUAGAACUACAUUUUAAGCCACUAUCCUCAAGUGCCAGCAGGGUGGGACCCUAGCCAACUGCUAAUUUAACCACUUUGCAAACAAGGAAAUUGAAGCACACAGCUGGUUUUGUGGCAGGCUUCCUGCCUUCAGUCCAGGCUUUACCCACUGCUCUCUCUUUGAAUCUCAUUUGUUGGAACCAGAGAUUCUUAUACAUGGGACUUUAAAGGUACAUUGGAAUUUUUACUGGGUUCCAAAAGACAAAAGUGUUGGGUGCUUCCAGCCCAAAUUCAAAUCCAGACAGUCCUUAAAUACUUGAGGCUGGAUGAGCAGAUUAAACCAGCAGCCACUGUGCCGACACGUGUGACUCAAUUAUAUUGGGGCUUUUAAUUCCACAUACAUGCAGUCUAAGUUUAUUCAUUCAUUAGUGGGGGCAGUGGGGAGUGGAAAAGAGGUAUAGUGAAGAAACCUCUCUGAACAAGUGAACCAGCAGUAAGUUUCUGAAAACUAGACUCUAGAUAGGAGUGCUGCAGUAUGAAAUGAGCACAUUCUUUAAUGAGGUGUUUCGGUUCAUGCUUUUGUACCACUGUUUGUGCCUGACUUCCAGAUUUAUUUGUAUUUUUGUAUAAAAUUAGAAGAAAGUCA